GACGUUUUAUUGGUUGCUUCCGAGAUGACUGAGCAGUUCGAAUUUCGGCGGUACACCGUAGCUAUAUUUUGAAAUUUUACGAAAAAAAAUUAAAAUUGGAUAAUCAACUGGUAUGCUUCCUUACUUUUAGUGAUGUUUUAGCUAAGGAGGAAACUUGAGCAGUUCUAUCAUCGAUGUAGUUUUAGGUCGGGAGGGAAAUGCUGUUCUCCCAGAACCCCAAAUGGCCCAAAUCCCAUUGUAGGCUACUGUGAGAUACAAGCGUUCAGAAAACAACACAGUCAACUCAACGGAGUAUCGGUUCUUAAGUAUCCUUUAGAAUUUCGUAGCUGCUUUAGCAACAAAUCUGUUCAAAAUCUCGCGGGAAAAAUAUCAUUGUCAAGUCAUCGCGAAAUCGAGGCAAACGAUAUAUCGUUUCUUGUGAUUGGUUGAUUUUUAAAACGCUGCUACUCAGCUCAACGAACAACGAGUACAUUUCAAUCGAUAUUUAUCAAAAGAAAUUCGAAGGCCGCACAUUUUCUACAUUCUUUUUGGUCCAAGGAGACGUCGUUUUUAUUUGAAAACAUGUUUCUGAAAUCUAAGAGAUUUCAAGAGUCAGUUCCCCAGGCACCUCCUGUUGGCUUGUAUGAUGUCAAGAAUCGUAAACAAGGCCUUGCACCUGGCUUUGGCAAGGGAAAACGAUUUGCUGAAUUAAAGGACUCUGGUCCUGGUCCUGGAAAUAAUGUUAGUCUACUUGAUAUGAGUGCCUGCAGCACAUCAAGUCGCAAUGACAGCAAAUGCGGUGACUUUCAAUUCACCACUCCUCUUCCAUUUCGAAAGACAAGAAAUAUUUCAUCAUCAACUCCUGAUAUGAAAGGAAGUACCAGUAAGAUUAACCCUGAUGUGGAAAAUGAGGUGUCAAGGCUCUUGGCAGAGAGAGCAGAACUUGAGAACAGACUGUGCCUGACACAGCAGGAACUCAAUGACAUGGAAAACAAAUUCCAGGUAUGCACGUCAAUUCCUACCAAUAUUUUAUUGGAUAUGCUAAACCCUUUGAUGUAGCUUUUGGCUUCUAGGGCUACAUGUAAUUCAAAGUACUGUUUAGGCUCAAAAUGUUUUGUGUUUUCUGUUGCCUUAGCCUGACAUCAGGAAUGCAAUGCCAACUGAUAAAUAGAAUGAUAUAAAAUUUUUGCCAUAGU
Molecule: messenger RNA, 1175 nt
Organism: Orbicella faveolata
Lineage: Eukaryota; Metazoa; Cnidaria; Anthozoa; Scleractinia; Merulinidae
Cellular component (GO): membrane
Molecular function (GO): hyaluronic acid binding
Source: RefSeq, a predicted model, not a curated record